Solanum dulcamara is the source of this 703-nucleotide messenger RNA. RefSeq names its product protein ELF4-LIKE 3-like. Lineage: Eukaryota; Viridiplantae; Streptophyta; Magnoliopsida; Solanales; Solanaceae. The transcript has a single exon. The coding region runs from base 149 to 454 and encodes 101 amino acids. The record is from RefSeq and is a predicted model, not a curated record. Gene Ontology annotation, biological process: positive regulation of circadian rhythm; entrainment of circadian clock.
UCUUGUUUUGUCUCUUUGCCUUUUCCUUAAUACUAUAGCCAAGUACACAUAUAUAUGAUGGGAUUGGGUUUCCCCUUGUAUAAAAUAAAAUUCCAAGAAAUUGUCUCUUUUUUUACUCAUUAUUAUUAUUCUUUCAAGAAGAGAAGAAAUGGAAGGGGAGGAUGGUUUUUCAGGGGAAAUAGAUGGUAAAGUUUUUCAAAAGAGUUUUGUUCAAGUUCAGAACAUAUUGGAUCAGAAUAGGCUGUUAAUCAAUGAGAUUAAUCAGAACCAUGAGUCCAAGAUCCCUGACAAUUUGAACAGGAACGUUGGUUUAAUUAGAGAACUCAACAACAAUAUCAGAAGAGUUGUUGACCUUUAUGCACAUCUUUCAGGUUCUUUCAACAAAUCAAUUGAUGUUUCAUCUCAAGGAGACUCAUCUGGAAGGCCAACUCAAAAAAGGACUAGGCCUCUUUAGACAUUCAAGAUUGAUUUGAGGUCCGGUAAAUUAGAUUGUAGUAUAGCCUCUUCCUUCCCACUAGUCAACAUUCUAAUAAUGAUAUGUGUAGAAUCUGCAGAUCUAAUUGAAACAAGAAUUUUAAUUUCUAGUAGUAAUUUUCUUUUAUUUUGUCUAUAUUUUAAAAUUAAUUGACUCUAUAGUUUGGGAAUUGUUGUUGUUGUUGUUGUACACUGUAAUGAGGCCAAAGAUAUUGAUUCUUGUAAAAGA